Drepanopeziza brunnea f. sp. 'multigermtubi' MB_m1 is the source of this 783-nucleotide messenger RNA. RefSeq lists its product as uncharacterized. Gene Ontology annotation, molecular function: thiamine diphosphokinase activity; thiamine binding; ATP binding. The record is from RefSeq and is a predicted model, not a curated record. Gene Ontology annotation, biological process: thiamine metabolic process; thiamine diphosphate biosynthetic process. NCBI's taxonomy places the organism in Eukaryota, Fungi, Ascomycota, Leotiomycetes, Helotiales, Drepanopezizaceae.
AUGGCUAUGGACCCAGUGACCUCCUGGCAACCAGCAGAUAUCUUCUCUGCCACCCCCAAGAACCACAAACCCUUCGCCAUCAUCAUCCUAAAUCAAGCCCUGGGUCUACCAGCCUCCGUCUACGCCCGUCUCUGGGCGAGCUCCAUUUUCAAAGUCGCCGCCGACGGUGGCGCGAAUUGCCUGCACGAUCUGAACGCCAAAAAUGGAACAGACCUCAGUGUCGAUGCCGUAAUAGGUGAUCUGGACUCGCUACUUCCUGAGGUCAGGAAACACUGGGAGGAUAUGAGCAUCCCGGUGAUUCAUGACCCGGACCAGUAUUCAACCGACUUCGGGAAAGCUGUCAAGUAUAUCCGAUCCUCGCCUGAUCGAGCGGCUAUAGAUAUCGUGGUUAUUGGCGGCCUAGGAGGGCGUGUAGACCAAGGCAUGGCUACGCUCUCCCACUUAUACACCUUUCAAAAAGAGCCAAAUUAUGUCUCUGGACGGAUGUAUCUACUAUCCAGCGAAAGCAUCACCUUCGUUUUGAAAACGGGUAAGCACCGGAUUAAGGUCAAGGAAAGGUACGAGGGGAUUGAAUUGGGGAGGCACGUGGGCAUUAUUCCGCUGAAAGAGCCGAGUGUGAUAAGUACGCAGGGACUGGAAUGGGAUGUUAAUGAAUGGGGGACGGAGUUCGGGGGACAGAUGAGUACGAGUAAUCAUGUCAAGGAGGAUGAGGUGGAAGUGCAGACGACGAAGGAUGUGUUGUUCACCAUUGACUUGGAUACACCGAACGCGAGUCUAGCUUAG